GACAGGCCGGCGCUGCGGGCGGGGACCCCGGGCGGCGGCAGGGGCGGGCUCUGCGCGCUGCCCCUUAUAGGCGGCCGGCGGCGGCGAGCGGGGCAGCGCGAGCGCGGGCCAUGGACUACCCGGGCGGGGACAGCGACCCCUACUACUACUACGGGGACGGGGACGGGGACGGCAACGAGACGGGCGCGGGCGGGCCGUGCGAGUGGCAGCCGGACUGGGAGGUGUCCUUCUCGCUGCUGCCCGUGCUCUACAUGCUGGUCUUCGUGCUGGGGCUGUCGGGCAACGGGCUGGUGAUCUUCACCGUGUGGCGGGGCCCCCGCGCCAAGCGCCGCCCGGCCGACACCUACAUCGGCAACCUGGCGCUGGCCGACCUGGCCUUCGUGGUGACGCUGCCGCUGUGGGCCGCCUACACGGCGCUGCGCUUCCACUGGCCCUUCGGCUCGGCGCUCUGCAAGCUCAGCAGCUACCUGGUGCUGCUCAACAUGUUCGCCUCGGCCUUCUGCCUGGGCGGCCUCAGCUUCGACCGCUACCUGGCCAUCGUGCACUCGCUGCCGCGCGCCCGGCCCGGCCGCCCCCGCGCCGCCGCGCUGCUGCCGCUGGCCGCGCUGUGGGUGCUGGCCGGGCUGCUGGCGCUGCCCGCGCUGCUGCUGCGCGACACGCAGGUGGCCGAGCCCGACAACCUCACCGUGUGCGACAUGGACUUCAGCGCCGUGGCCAGCCCGCGCCACGAGCGCUACUGGGCGGGCGCGCUGAGCCUGGGCACCACGGCGCUGGGCUUCCUGCUGCCGCUGCUGCUCAUGACGCUGUGCUACUGCUGCAUCGGCGCCGCCGUCAGCCGCCACUUCCGCCAGCUGCGCAAGGAGGGCGAGAAGCGGCGGCGGCUGCUGCGCAUCAUCGUCACGCUGGUGGCCGUGUUCGCGCUGUGCUGGCUGCCCUUCCACCUGCUCAAGAGCCUCUACGUGCUGAGCGGCCUCCGCCUGCUGCCGCUGCCCUGCGCGCUGCUCGCGCUCAUCGCGCGCCUGCAUCCCUACGCCACGUGCCUGGCCUAUGUCAACAGCUGCCUCAACCCGCUGCUCUACGCCUUCUUCGACCUGCGCUUCCGCGCGCGCUGCCGGGGGCUGCUGCCCGCCCGCCCCGGCGCCCGCGCGCGCCCCGGGCCCGGCCCCCGCCCCGGCGCCGGCUCCGGCUCCUCCACGCUCAGCGGGCAGACGCAGAAGUCCGAGCUGCACUCCCUGGCCACCAAGGUGUAGGCGGCGCCCGCGCCCGCGCUCUGACUGCCGGCGGCGCGGGGAGCGGGGGCGCAGGGCAGGCCCCGCCGCUGCUCUCGUGGCCGCCCGGGCUGGCCGGCCGGGGGCGCUCUGCGCGCACCGCCGUGCCCCGUGCUGCUGCCCAGGGGAGGGGCGCCGCUCCCGGGCCGGCCCGGCCCCGCGCCCCCAAUAAAAUGGUUUU
Molecule: messenger RNA, 1449 nt
Organism: Alligator mississippiensis (American alligator)
Lineage: Eukaryota; Metazoa; Chordata; Crocodylia; Alligatoridae
Product: apelin receptor A
Exons: 1
Coding region: 111-1250 (379 amino acids)
Biological process (GO): G protein-coupled receptor signaling pathway; immune response
Cellular component (GO): membrane
Molecular function (GO): G protein-coupled receptor activity
Source: RefSeq, a predicted model, not a curated record